AUGUCCGAAGACUCUCCUGAGAGUUCUGAUUCGGCGCAACCACAACCCGCCUCAAGCGCGUCGGACCCGCUGCGAACGAGUCGAGCUACUUUUCUACUCAGACCGGCGAGCUGGGAUUCAGAGCCUGAGCCGGGAACUAGUAAAGCUUUGAUUUUGCCCGAGGCGGAUCAGCCCCCUAUAUACCCACUGAAAAGCCGCUAUGAUUCUGUCCCUUGGACAGAGCAGCACUCUGUUCAGGAGAUGAUACGUGCAGGACACCCAUCUUCGCAGAAACGGAAGAACCCUCCUCCUCGCGACCCCGAAGAUAAAGAAUCAGCCCGUCAUGCUGCAAAGAAAGUGAAAGCGCUCUCCCAGCAACUAAGCAUCUAUUCUUUGGACGAAGAAGAACCUACAUCUUCGCAGAAACGUAAGACCCCUCCUCCUCGCUGCCCUGAAGACAAGGAAUCAGCACGUCACGUUGCGAAGAAAAUGAAAGCGCUCACGCAGCAACUAAGCAUAUAUUCAUUGGACGAAGAGGAACAUAACCAGAUCGAAGAAAACGCCGUCGGGAGAAUCCUUGCUAGUAGCGAGGAUGAAACUGGGACGUCAAGCAGCAGUGAUGAGGAGCCAUCAUCCGUCUAUCACGCAUCCAUGAUUGGCCUGGAUUUGGGCAGCCCCGAAAGAGAUUUCUAUGCCAGUCAGCUGAAGCAGCCCUCCAGCCCUGAUUUUCCGACCACUAGCCGACCGUCUAAGGAUGCAGAUCCCAAACGUAAAGAUGAUACGGAAGCCAGUCAGCGCCUGCUAGCGGCGGAAACGCCUCAACUUGUGCAGCCAGGACACGAACAAACUCAUCCGACAUCUCCCGACCCCCACCAUAAUCCCUCACACGUCGAUUCUUUCAACUCACAACUAGUGAAAUUUGUCGAUUCUGCCGCUCAGAUGGUGCAAUCUACACAUACGAGAAUAACUGUAGACGCUGCAGAUGAGGACGAGGCGAUGCAUGAAGCGCAACCUCACCACCAGCAGGUGGUCCAGGACCGCGGCAAUGAUCUCGAUCGCAUCCCAUCCCUUCAGGAUCGUCAGGCUCGCGCGAUGUAUGCAGUUUCAAACUCAAAUCCGCCUCAAGCUUAUAUGGCUCAGUCUCAAAUGUAUGGCGUACAACCCUACCUUUAUCAGCAGCUCGCUCCGCCACCCGCGUCUAAUCAGGUGCAAAUGUAUGCCCACUAUCAACACCCCAGAGCAUAUCGACAACAAUCCGACUCACGCUUUCGUCCAUAUCCUAACCCUUACGGGCCAUUCCCUGUGGCGGGGCUUCAGAGACAUUACCCUCCAGGAUACGGUUAUUACCACUUCGGGUUGCCCUACGGUGGCCGGCAGGCCGAAGACGCGGGACCCGCGCAAAUUACGCAGAACCAGCCGCCUGCGAUUCAGCCGCCUUCGAUUCAGCCGCCUGUGAACCAGCUAGCUGUGAGCCCGCCUGCGAUUCAGCCGCCUUCAAACCAGCCACCUACAGACCAGCUAGCUGUGAGCCCGCCUGCGAUUCAGCCGCCUUCGAACCAGCCACCUACAGACCAGCUAGCUGUGAGCCCGCCUGCGAUUCAGCCGCCUUCGAACCAGCAACCUGAGAAAAAGCGACCUACGAACCCGCUAUCUGUGAGCCCGCCGCCUGCGAUCCAGCCUCCUGCGGACCCACUGCAAAAGCGCGCACAAGGGACCAGCUCGAAGAAGCGCCGCCGUCCACAUAAGCAAGAUGGUGCUAACAAACCUGCUUGCGACUCGGAUCGUCUUCCUGAUAAUGAAGUGCCUGGAGGGUCUGAUCGCAUUGGCCCUGUAUCUCCCAUGCGCGGCAUCAAUACGCCUUCUGGCGUAGGAGAACGUGACGUAGAGAUGACCAACGCCACGCAACAACGCACUUCGAAAGCUGGGUAUCAAGGCCUACUCAUCGGUUCUGAGCUCCUGGAGAAGAUGGGCAACGUAACGGAGGCAGUUGAGGUAUCCACCGCAGCGCUUCAGAAGACUGUGGAGACCGUGUUGGAACAAAUGGUCAAAGUGAACGAAACACAGGCUCAGGUAGUGGAGGCAUUAAACAAAGCUUCUUCUUUUUCCCCGAGGAAGAGUCCCAAAAAGAGCCCCAAAAAGCCACGCGCUAUAAAGAGACGUCGAAUACAUGGUCCUUCUUCAGACACGGAUGACGCGGAUACAGAGGAAUGCAAGAAGGACAAGAACGAAGCCGAGGACGAUAUCAGUGACGACGACAGCGAAGAGGAUGAUGAUGAGGAUUGCAAGGGCCCAGCAUGGAACGGUUUGCUGGAUCUGAUUAGAAGGACUUUUAAGAAGGCCAUUAAAGUCAAAAGGUACCGACCGCAAUACUUCAUGGACAUGCCACCUCCCUUGGAUGAACAAACCAUCGAGGAGUACGCAAAGGUGGACGCUUUCAUACCCUGCACCAUCAAGGAUUUCCGCGUCGACUUCACGAAACCAUGGCGUGAAUUCCCUCUUAACGAGGUGGCGCGCCAAGUCUUCGUAGAUAACUUUAUGCACCAGUGGGAGAGCGGUAUACUCAAGAGCAAAGAGGAUAUUCCCGCCGGUUACGUGGACAGGGAGAAGACGGAAGAAGCUCUGGAUCGGCACGUAAAAUAUGUCAAGACUCGCUAUAAGAAGUAUCUUGAAGGAGCAUCGCUGAACACCACAUAUGAGGAGCAACGAUUGUCAGCACAAAGAUCAAGAAGGGACACCUUGCUAACGAGUCGUCGGAAGGUGGUUAAGGCAAGACGCAUGAUUAGGCACGCCCGGUUAUUGAGCAAGCUGGAGCGUGCGGCCAUGAGCACAGACGAGACUGACCCAGAUGUCCCAGCCAUCAGACACAAACAGUUUAGAAUCAUCGCUCCCAAGUGGCGUAGCUUUGAAUUUACUGCCUUCCUCCAUCGACUGGAUGGAUUUUAUCGCGAGGAUAAAGCCUGUCCUAUUGGACGACGUGCAACUCCGGGGAACCCAGCUUGCAUCCGUGUUCCUUGCCGGAGAUCGGAACUACAGGCAGUCCCCAAAGGCUUAUACAGGAAUUGUUAUGAUGCAUCAUGGUUGGCGUCUCUACCGGGAUGGCAGCGAGACAGGCUGAUGGUGAUAAACAAGGACUAUGAUUUCGGUAUAGAGGACCAAACAUAG
Messenger RNA from Coniophora puteana RWD-64-598 SS2, 3141 nucleotides. RefSeq lists its product as uncharacterized. The record is from RefSeq and is a predicted model, not a curated record. The coding region runs from base 1 to 3141 and encodes 1046 amino acids. NCBI's taxonomy places the organism in Eukaryota, Fungi, Basidiomycota, Agaricomycetes, Boletales, Coniophoraceae. The transcript has 8 exons.